Molecule: messenger RNA, 2457 nt
Organism: Mugil cephalus (flathead mullet)
Lineage: Eukaryota; Metazoa; Chordata; Actinopteri; Mugiliformes; Mugilidae
Gene: septin2
Product: septin 2
Exons: 13
Coding region: 177-1301 (374 amino acids)
Biological process (GO): regulation of exocytosis; cytoskeleton-dependent cytokinesis; cilium assembly
Cellular component (GO): microtubule cytoskeleton; cell division site; synaptic vesicle
Molecular function (GO): GTPase activity; GTP binding; molecular adaptor activity
Source: RefSeq, a predicted model, not a curated record
UGAGCCCAGUGCAUUGUGGUCUUUGUGCUGAAGGAAGCUGCUGCUGCACCGGAAUCUGAAGAAUUUGAGGUGUCCGCCAAGUCUACUGUUGAACGGCAGCUAGUUUCUCUCCGUACCCCCAUCUACACCAUCCUCUCUGCGGGCAGACUGUAAGGUUUAGCAAAGAGGAAAACAAAAUGUCUCAGGCUGAUAAAAUGAAGCAGGGCCAGUUCACCAACCCUGAGACUCCAGGGUACGUUGGAUUUGCCAACCUGCCUAAUCAGGUUCACCGCAAGUCGGUGAAAAAGGGCUUUGAGUUCACCCUUAUGGUUGUAGGUGAAUCUGGACUUGGAAAAUCCACCUUGAUCAACAGCCUCUUCCUCACCGACCUUUACCCUGAGAGGGUCAUCCCUGGAGCUGCAGAGAAGAUCGAAAGGACGGUUCAGAUCGAGGCCUCAACGGUAGAAAUUGAGGAGCGAGGAGUGAAGCUCCGUCUCACCGUGGUGGAUACACCUGGAUACGGAGACGCCAUCAACAGCCAAGACUGUUUCAGCACCAUUAUCAGUUACAUUGAUGACCAGUUUGAGCGCUACCUCCACGACGAGAGCGGUCUAAAUCGUAGACACAUCGUUGACAAUAGAGUUCACUGCUGCUUCUAUUUCAUCUCCCCACUUGGCCACGGCCUGAAGCCUCUCGAUGUCCAGUUCAUGAAGGCCAUCCACAACAAGGUCAACGUGGUUCCUGUCAUCGCUAAAGCUGACACACUUACCCUCAGAGAGAGGGAGAGGCUCAAGCGCAGGAUUCUUGAUGAGAUCGAUGAGCAUGGCAUCAAGAUCUACCAUCUCCCUGAUGCUGAGUCGGAUGAAGAUGAAGACUUCAAAGAGCAGACCAGGAUCCUGAAGGCUAGCAUCCCGUUUGCGGUGGUAGGAUCCAACCAGCAGAUUGAGGCCAAAGGAAAGAAGGUCAGGGGCCGCCUGUAUCCCUGGGGAGUGGUGGAAGUGGAGAACCCGGAGCACAACGACUUCCUCAAGCUGCGGACCAUGCUCAUAACCCACAUGCAGGAUCUACAGGAAGUCACCCAGGACCUUCACUAUGAGAACUUCCGCUCGGAGCGUCUCAAGCGGGGUGGCAGGUUGUCCUCCCAUGGUUACGUUCUGCCUCUGUCGCCUGCCAGGAAGGGGCCGGAGCCGGAGGAAAUGGACAAGGACAUGAUCCUGCAGGAGAAGGAGGCUGAGCUGAGGCGAAUGCAGGAGAUGAUCGCUAAGAUGCAGGCCCAGAUGCAGAAGCAUGGAGAUGGAGAGGGAGACGCCCCACAUGCGUGAGAAGUUGUUUAUGGUAUUUGAGCCACUGCUUGGAGUUUGACCGAGGGAAACGGUGUAAAAGCCGCCUGGUUAUUGACUCCUACUGCUUGCCACUAUCUUUAUUUCAGUUCCUUGUGUGUUCCUUUUUUUUUUUUAUACAAACAGUAAAAUAUAUUCAACAGUAUUAUGUUCAUAUAUAAAUACACACGGUUGUAUUCAUUUUUUUUUUUGUAUCAUUUUACAAAACGUUUGCCAGUUACUCAAAUGAAGUCACACGACCCAUCUUUUUAAAACGGUGGCAUAUAUUUUAUUGGGAUGUUCUGUUACUUUUUUGAUUAUUGUUUUUUUUUUUUUUCUUCUAUUGGGAAAGCCAAAGUACGGCUGCUUCUGUUCAGUAAUUGUAGCGCUAAAACCUUAGCUAACAUUUGCUGUGUUGUGAAAGAGCUUCAUUGGGAGAGAAAAACUAUGGUGAAAGGUAGCUAGAAAAAAAUGACUGAAAGCCUCUUUUAUUCCAUUGUUACAGUUAUGUCAAUAUUACAGAGAGCACCCAAUCUCAGCGUUACAUAGACUCUAUUCUUCUCAGUGGUUAUCCCGCCCAUAUGCAUGCACUCUCCACCUUGCCUCGUUGGAAAAAAACAAAACAAGAUCUAUAUAUAUUUAGGGUGAUUUCCUAGCCGUGUUGGGAUCAGCUUCUUUUCUUUCCCGUCUCUUCCACUAGCGCUGCCCCCCCCCCCCAUCACCGUGUACAACUGCCUUCAUCUGUGGUUCAGCUCCUUUUUGAGCUCCUUAAACUGUGACCCGUAGCCUCCUCCAGUCUUCCUGUGCUCUGCCUGACAAAUGAAGGACAAACAGUUGAGGCGCGACGCCCGUUUGGUGCUUUCAAAUAACUGGACGCAUUCGCUCCAUGUGUCCUCUCUACUGUAAAGUGAAGUCUCGUGACGGCAGCGGGGGCGGAUCUGUGUUUUCGUUGAAGCGGUGCGACUGUGGAGGGUCAGACUUGUUCCAACUGCUGAGUACUCUGUGGUGUGAAGGUGACCCCACGAGGUCAGUGUAGCCAAUGUUCCCCUCACCAGCCGAGAGCUCUUGACAUUCCUCUUUGUGCUGUUUUUACCCAAGAUUAAAGUACCAAAUAUUGUUCUUGUUGCAUAUAUUGUAAUAAAAAUUUUAUUAAACUCUG